Messenger RNA from Octopus sinensis (East Asian common octopus), 1246 nucleotides. RefSeq names its product gonadotropin-releasing hormone receptor. NCBI's taxonomy places the organism in Eukaryota, Metazoa, Mollusca, Cephalopoda, Octopoda, Octopodidae. Gene Ontology annotation, molecular function: peptide binding; G protein-coupled receptor activity. Gene Ontology annotation, biological process: G protein-coupled receptor signaling pathway. Bases 329 to 1246 code for a protein of 305 amino acids. The record is from RefSeq and is a predicted model, not a curated record. Gene Ontology annotation, cellular component: membrane. The transcript is spliced from 4 exons.
CCAUUCCACGUAGAUAUAGCUACAUGGCAAAUAUAAAAUCGAACAUAAAUAUAAAAAGGCGCGAACUAAACGGAUAAAAGACAAAACAAAAACAAAAAGAAGACAAAAAAACAAACAGAAAAACUAAGAAUUACGCUGUGGAGUGACACAAUAUUGUUAAUACAAAUCAAUGGAAUUUAUUAAGACAAUGGAUACUGAUCUUCGGGAUAUUAAUUGAAGAUAUAUUUAUGUGGUAAUUCUACAGGAUACUCUAAUGACAUCUACGCUUUAAAAGACAACGAACAUUUCCAGAAAUAUCGAUUACCGUGUGGUUAUACAAAAAUCCAAUAUGGAUUACUUGAACGAUUCCAUGUUUAAUAACAUGACUUAUAACAUAACUUCUACUCCUUUACCUGAUGCACCUCGCUUUGAUAAUGUAUAUGUAUCGAAGCUGUGUGUCCUCGGAACUGUCUUUGUGAUUUCCUUUUUCGGAAACACUCUUGUGAUUAUACAAAUAUUCAGAAUUAGAGGAUCGCGUUCCACAAUACAAAGCUUAAUCCUGAAUCUAGCCAUUGCUGACUUAAUGGUCAGUUUUUUCAACAUACUUAUGGACAUCAUAUGGUCAGCUACUGUAGAGUGGCUGGCAGGAAAUACAAUGUGCAAGAUUAUGAAGUAUCUUACAGUUUUUGGUCUACAUUUAUCCACUUACAUAACAGUAAGCAUAGCGUUGGAUAGAUGUUUUGCCAUCCUCUCGCCAAUGAGCCGCAGUAAAGCACCUCUUAGAGUACGUAUCAUGAUCACAAUGGCGUGGGUCCUCAGUGCUAUUUUCAGUAUACCGCAGGCUGUUAUUUUCCAAGAACAGCGAAAAAUGUUCAGACAAGGAAUGUUUCACCAGUGCCGCGAUAGUUAUAAUGCACUUUGGCAAAAGCAACUCUAUUCGGCAUCGUCACUGAUUCUGCUGUUUGUUAUCCCGCUCAUAAUAAUGGUUACAUCCUACCUGCUCAUUUUAAAGACUAUUGUUAAAACAUCGAGACAGUUUCACGGUAAGCCAAUUUCAUCGUGCAGAAUAUUCUCAACUCCCUUAGGGGAAAUGCUAACAGCAUUGGCCAUUCAAAUUUAUAGUCAAUCGCAUAUCAUCCAUCAACAUGAGGUGAAAAUGCUGAAUAAUUUCCUCGGUGGUGGCAGUUGUAGGAUGUCUAGAUCCUGGGUCAUUUUCAAGACUCUCCCUUCCCCUCUUAAAUUCAGUAGCCCACUUUUGCACUGUUGA